AUGACAGACGCCGGAGCUUUCGAAAGAUAUCCUUCUUUAAGAUAUGGGCAAGGUCGCUACAACAAGGUGUCGGACGGCGAAGAUAACGAUGGUAACAUGGACGGUCUUGGCCUACAGGUCGACCGCUCAAAGACAUCUCCUGUGUCGCCUUUAUCGCCACAGUAUCCUCCAAGCACCGCUCAAAACACACCAGGAUUGAGUUCUGGGUUUCCUACGCCGGCUUUGCUGCACGCUGAAUCUUACAAUGGCUCCGAGAUCGAGCUGCUCAAGCCUGGGGAAACGCAGAUCAAUUGUCCAACGAACGGCGACAUCAUCAGCUGGUCAUGGGUGACGAUAUUUAUGUGUUUCCUGGCACUGUACUCUUUCUCUUUCUCGGGAGUCUUCCUAGGGAUUGCGCUGGCGAGGCCAAGGUGGGGUCGCAGGAUCGGAGGUGAUGGAAACUUAUCAUACAACACGGCGACUCUAUUGAGUGCGUUGUUCUCAAAAACAGUCGAAUUGGCCUUCGUCGCAGUGCUUGUCACUACUAUCGGACAGAUCCUUAGUCGUAGAGCGAUCGCACGAAGAUCUGGACAUCAUGGAAUCACGAUCGCGGAAAUUACCAUGCGGUCGUGGAUUUUACAGCCCGGUCUGAUCUUCACUCACGGAGAUGCAAUCAAGUAUGCCGGGCCAACUAUCCUCGGAGUCGUGGUUCUGAUUGCAACCUUGGCCGCCACUUUCUAUACGACAGCGGCCGAAGCCCUGGCUGCCCCGAAGCUCAAGUUUGGAGGCUGGGACAGUCACAAGCUGGUUGGGGUUGUUGAUACUGCGUUCGCCAAUGUCACUUUCCUGACAAAUUCUUGCAAUAUUCCCAUACCGGCUGUGGACGACCUGGAGGCGGGCAGAAGCUGCCUACAGGUAUCCUAUGCCGGCCAAUCGUAUCACAACUUCCAAUCCUUCAUGUCCAACUGGACUGCAGCUCUCGAAAAAGGACCUGGUAACAGCACGAUGUCUGGACGACCGAGGCCCGCCGCCAUGCUGUACGAUAACACAACAGUCAUAGGACAGUGGAUUACACCGAGCGGAGAGAACAUCACCAGCCAGUCAACUGAUCGUUUAAUUCAGAACGUGUCGAUGGCAAUGCCACACGCCAAUAUAUUCAAUGCGGCACGAAAUGCAGCGAACGGCAUUGCACAGCCUGGAGAGCUUGCAGGACAGGGCGAGUACUUCAUUGCUGGUGCCUUGCCGGCGCCAACUUUGAACGUUCUCUGCGCUGGCCUUUCUUCUGAGGAGAUAGAACCGUUCAUAUAUGAUCCUGAGGUCGAUGUUCCACCGCCCGAAUCGACUGGUCCGACGGCACUCGAUGAUUUAUUCAACUUCGGCAACUACACUCCAGGCGGUAGCAAGCAGCCUGCUCCGCUCUUCCCUCAUCUUCCGAUCAUUUACAACACGAUCAACAACAACUCGAACAUCUGGGGCCCGCCCGCGGUCUUCCUGCUAUCUACACCACCUCCAGAGGCCAAUCAAGACCACAUCCUUUGCUCGAUCAAGAUAACACAAUACCCUCAUUGUACCACAAGGUACCAUGCAGCAGAAUCCGGUGGAGAACUUUCGGCGCACUGCGAUGAUGAUGAAGAGAACACGCUGUCCUACUCGUCGAAGAAUACCGACGUCACCGAGGGCCACUACGAAUCAAAUUGGAAGGACAUCGGCAGCGAAUGGCUGCGGUCUAUUGCUCUGGGGCAGGGCAUCAACAACGACAACGCCUCCAUUGCACGGAUCAUCACCCAGAUGACUCCUCGAUUUGAGCCUGGCGAGACGGUGCUGGAUCCGAAUCGUCCAUCUAUAGCUGAGGCCCUGGCUGUACUCGCCGGCUCAACGACAGUUAUGUCUUCGAUCCAUGCUCCUUUCAUUCAAGCUGAGCGCGAUGUGGGUCCGCCGAAAGACGAGAGGUUCGAUGCUUUGGUAAAGUUCAAGGACUAUGCGUCAGGUGGUGUUGAAGAUUGGCAGAGCAUAUUCUAUGUCGUGCUCGUCGUCGUGUUUCUCAUCAACUGCUUCUGUAUGUACUACUUAUUCAAACACCUCUUCACCGACGGCCAGAUCACCGACUUCUGCGAGCCGCAGAAUUUGUUCGCAUUGGCAUUCAUGAGUCCGCCAAGCCAAAGCUUGAGUGGUAGCUGUGGGACAGGACCGACGGGGUCGGCGUUUGGGAAGCGCUUCACUGUCGAUAUGGAACAGGCGGCGAGCUCGUCCUCGCAUCCGCAUUUCUAUGUGCGCAGCACGGAUGAGAAGAGCCCUAUUGCUGCCACGGAGACGAGAGCUGGGCUGGCGGUCAGGUCGAGAGAUAGGUGGAAGAAGGUUAAAGGCUUGGGAGGGUGGAGAGUUAGUCGCGAGUCGCCUGCGCUGGAACAGUACCGCCGUCUAGCGGCGUGA
Messenger RNA from Cyphellophora attinorum, 2409 nucleotides. RefSeq lists its product as uncharacterized. Lineage: Eukaryota; Fungi; Ascomycota; Eurotiomycetes; Chaetothyriales; Cyphellophoraceae. The coding region runs from base 1 to 2409 and encodes 802 amino acids. The record is from RefSeq and is a predicted model, not a curated record. The transcript has a single exon.